This is a messenger RNA of Homarus americanus (American lobster), 835 nucleotides long. It is a transcript of the gene RpL8, whose product is annotated as 60S ribosomal protein L8-like. Gene Ontology annotation, cellular component: cytosolic large ribosomal subunit; ribosome. Gene Ontology annotation, molecular function: structural constituent of ribosome; RNA binding. The transcript has 5 exons. Lineage: Eukaryota; Metazoa; Arthropoda; Malacostraca; Decapoda; Nephropidae. Gene Ontology annotation, biological process: cytoplasmic translation. The record is from RefSeq and is a predicted model, not a curated record. Bases 26 to 799 code for a protein of 257 amino acids.
CUUUCCCUUAGUACACUCAAACAGGAUGGGGCGCGUGAUUCGUGCUCAGAGGAAGGGUAGGGGCUCGGUGUUCAAGUCCCACACUCACCACCGCAAGGGGAAACCUGCCCUGCGUUCAGUGGACUACGCUGAGCGCCAUGGUUACAUCCGUGGUAUAAUUAAGAAUAUUAUCCAUGACCCUGGCCGUGGUGCCCCCAUUGCUGAAGUGCACUUCCGUGAUCCAUACCGCUACAAGACACGUAAAGAACUUUUAUUAGCAGCUGAGGGCAUGUAUUCAGGACAGUUCAUCUACUGUGGAAAGAAGGCAAACCUCGAUGUUGGCAAUGUAAUGCCAAUUGGUACACUGCCUGAAGGUACCGUGGUGUGCAACUUGGAGGAGAAGACUGGAGACCGUGGCCGUAUUGCUCGUGGGUCUGGUAACUAUGCCCAGGUCAUUGCUCACAACCCAGAGACAAAGAAAACUCGCGUGAAGCUUCCGUCGGGCACCAAGAAGGUUCUCCCCUCUGCCAACCGUGCUAUGAUUGGCAUCGUGGCAGGUGGUGGCCGUAUUGACAAGCCUAUCUUGAAGGCUGGCCGUGCCUAUCACAAGUACAGGGUGAAGAGAAACAGCUGGCCUAAGGUUCGUGGUGUUGCAAUGAACCCCGUCGAGCAUCCCCACGGUGGUGGUAACCAUCAGCAUAUUGGUAAGGCCUCCACAGUGUCCCGAGGCAAAUGUGCUGGUCGCAAGGUUGGUCUCAUUGCUGCCAGAAGGACUGGUCUUAUCCGUGGUACCAAAAAGGACCCUAGGCAUGCUGCAUAAAUUACAAAAUAAAUAUUCCAUGAAAAAAAAUGCAAA